CUUGACUACGCCACGAUAUCCUUUUCGUGUCUCCCGGUCUACUCAUUCUUCGAAAGUGGCCUUGGAUUUGGACGCGACAAGGAUCGCUACUUAGGUCGAAAGAAGGGCAUUUUCAUCCCAAAAGAUCAUUGGCAAUGAAGCCUUCGAUCCUUGUUUUGGCAUUGGUUUUGAUCUUGGUAGCUCUCGAGGCAUGGACGAUUCGAGCGGAGCAACAAGCCCACACUCCAGAAUCCAAUCCAGUCCAAUUGCAGCGCCGAUCUAGACCACGAGCUAGAGGCGCGGGCACUAGCGGCAGCGCUGAAGUGGAGGUGUCGGCGCUUGGGAUAAUCGGAAUUGUCACUGCCGCCAUAGCCGCGAUUGCGUAAAGAUUCUUUGUAUAUUCUUUGGCAAUGUAAAGCACUCUUUUUUCUUUUCCUUGGAAGCCCUGAUGGGUCGUGUGUUACCAGCGAGUGAAGAGCCGCCGCCAGCGCAGGAGUGUGAGUUUGAUGUAGAUGAUCUUCUCCAGGCUGCAAGGUAUGGAGAACUCGAGGAAGUCAAGCUCGUUGCUCCUCUUUUGCCGCAGAAUUCACAUAACGAGCAGGGAUGCACAGCAUUGCAUAUGGCUUCUGCCAAUGGUCACUUGAGCAUUGUUAAGUAUCUCAUCGAACGAGGAGAAAAUGUUAAUGCUUGCAAUGCCGAGAACAAUACCCCUCUUCAUUGGGCUGCUCUAAAUGGCCAAGUUCAGGUUGUGGAGGAGCUUAUUGCUUCGGGAGCUAGCGCCUCAGCUUUGAACCGUUACGAUCGGACGCCGGUAGACGAGGCCCUGUCUCGGGGAAAACAAGAAGUCGUGAACGCCAUAGCAAUUCUCACAGCCGCGGCAUCCAUGGACGACACAAGUAUACAAGAAGAGAUUAACUAGUAAUUUAGUUGAAGAAGCUGGUUAGCCUCCUCACAGCCUGGGGCUUGAGGCCAUGGUGGAUAUUAGAUAAGCUCGCGUCUAUUUCCUAACAAUCGAUCGCUCCAUUGUAGAUCAAGCUUUCCCAGACCAUUCAAAUUAAAUUAUGCUUUAUGCUUUACUUU
Messenger RNA from Selaginella moellendorffii, 1059 nucleotides. Its product is annotated as ankyrin repeat-containing protein P16F5.05c. Bases 428 to 898 code for a protein of 156 amino acids. Gene Ontology annotation, molecular function: protein binding. Lineage: Eukaryota; Viridiplantae; Streptophyta; Lycopodiopsida; Selaginellales; Selaginellaceae. The record is from RefSeq and is a predicted model, not a curated record. The transcript is spliced from 6 exons.